AUGGGUCAGGGUCAUGUUAUCAUUAUUGGAGCCGGCGUCAUCGGUCUCAGCAUCGCAGUCAAACUAUCCAAAUACAUGAAAAUCACCGUCAUCGCAAAGGAGUUACCCGGAGAUGUCGGCAUUGACUACGCCUCCCCGUGGGCAGGGGCACACUUCCGCCCUACCCCCGCAAAAACAGUCGAGGAACGAAAAGAACAGGCCUGGAUGCGACACACCUACCAAGAAUUCGAAAAGAUCGCGAGAGACCACCCAGAAGCGGGCGUGGAAUUUAUUCCUGCAGUCGAAUAUUUCGAUACUGCCGAUGCGACCUCCUAUUUGGCAGAAGAAAAUGGCUACAUCACAUGGCCGGACUUUUGUAUUCUCGACCCUGCAGAAUACUCUCAGCAUCCAUCUAUCCAGCUAGGUGUGACCUACCGCAGCUGGGUUCUAAACUCGCCGGUUUACUUGAAGUGGUUACAGACGCGGGCAGAGGCGCAAGGGACUCGGUUCAUUCGUGCCCGCUUGACGGACCCAGAACAGGCUGUAUCUGUCUAUCUAGAGAAUAAAUCCCAGGAUGAGACCGAGCCUAUUUCGGCUGUUGUCGAUGCAAGUGGAAGGGGAUUUAAUGAUCCCAACUCUUUCCCCUCACGGGGUCAGUUCAUCAUCGUCUCGAAUCACUGUGAUAAAACUAUCAGUCAUCAUUGGAGUGACGGCUCUUCUACAGUCAUCAUACCCCGACCUCUCGGUGGCGGUACUGUUAUUGGUGGGACGAAGGAGCCUAAUAACUGGUCUGAGGAUAUCGACGAUGCCUCAACCGAGGACAUUCUGAAAAGGGUGAGAGAUCUAUGUCCCGAGAUGAUUAACAAGCAAGCGGGUGAACUAGCUUCGACACAGGAGUUUGAUGUCAAACAAGUCUACGUUGCUCGGCGCCCUAUGAGACGUGGUGGACUCCGUUUUGUAUUGGGGACAUCAGUGGCCCAUGAUGGCAACUAUACUCCGUUGAUGUCUUGCUACGGUGCUGGAGCAAAUGGGUACAAAAUUAGCUGGGCACUGGCAGAUGAAUUUGACCGGUUCUUUUCUCCUAAAUAG
This is a messenger RNA of Penicillium robsamsonii, 1068 nucleotides long. Its product is annotated as FAD-dependent oxidoreductase. NCBI's taxonomy places the organism in Eukaryota, Fungi, Ascomycota, Eurotiomycetes, Eurotiales, Aspergillaceae. Gene Ontology annotation, molecular function: D-amino-acid oxidase activity; FAD binding. The record is from RefSeq and is a predicted model, not a curated record. The coding region runs from base 1 to 1068 and encodes 355 amino acids. The transcript is spliced from 3 exons.